CCUCUCCCGCUCCAGACAGACCGGACCCGUCUCCAGCGGCUCCGCAGAACGGAACACCUUCCGCCCUGAGAACCGCGUCUUCCUCCCGUCCUCGUCGGGUCGUUUUUUUCUGACCACCCCAGAUACCAGACCGGACUUCUCCCGUUCAAGGCAACAUGGGGAAACAGAACAGCAAGCUGACCCCUGAGGUGAUGGAGGACCUGGUGAAGAGCACAGAGUUCAACGAACACGAGCUGAAGCAGUGGUACAAGGGCUUCCUGAAGGACUGUCCCACCGGCCGCCUCAACCUGGAUGAGUUCCAGCAGCUGUAUGUUAAGUUCUUCCCGUACGGCGACGCCUCCAAGUUCGCCCAGCACGCCUUCAGGACCUUCGACAAGAACAACGACGGCACCAUCGACUUCAGGGAGUUCAUCUGCGCGCUGUCCAUCACGUCGCGGGGCAGCUUCGAGCAGAAGCUCAACUGGGCCUUCAACAUGUACGACCUGGACGGGGACGGCAAGAUCACGCGUGUGGAGAUGCUGGAGAUCAUCCAGGCGAUCUACAAGAUGGUGGGCACGGUGAUCAUGAUGAAGAUGAACGAGGACGGCCUGACGCCCGAGCAGAGGGUGGACAAGAUCUUCUCCAAGAUGGACAAGAACAACGACGACCAGAUCUCGCUGGACGAGUUCAAGGAGGCGGCGAAGAGCGACCCGUCCAUCGUGCUGCUGCUGCAGUGCGACCUCCAGAAAUAAGGCGGUGGGGGGGGAGAGGGGGGGGGGCGAGCUCACGGCGCUCCGCCCGGACUGCACACCAAGAAGUUCAUGUUCCAUUCAGUUUGCAGCUAUUUCCACUGAAAAAUAUAUAUAUAUAAUAUAUUGGACUACCUUUCAAUGGAUCUGCUUCUUGUGUGCAUGACAAUGUCAUUUGUGCUAAAAGAUUUUUGAAAAAGAUCUCCACGCAACACACACAUACGCACACAGAAAAUAUAUAUAUAAAUAUGAAUAUAUAUUUAAAUUAUUUAAAAGAUCAACUGCCAAAAUGUGAAGUGUGCAAAAUAUUUUUCCUCGCGGUCUCGCCCGGCCGGAGCGUCAGCGGCGCGCCGCGUUGAAUUCGCCGCUACUCUGUGUACCGACACUAGCUGUGUGUGUUACAUCGACCCGGCGCCGCCCGGCGGAGGAGGGGCGGUUCCUUCCAGAACAUGCUUUGUGCCGUCAGUGAUAAAAAAGAAGAAGACGUAAACGUAGUUCAUUUGCAUGCCUUUGGGUUUCGGCCUCGUUUUUGCAUCCUGUGACAGAAAGCCUCGUCCAAUCCGUGAGGACUUCUACCUGAAGAGGGGAGGGGCACCGCAGGGGGUCAUCGGGUGCGUGCGUGUGCGGGGGGGGGGGGGGGGGUAGUUCCUGUGUCUCUUGGCUGCUUUAACUGUGGGAGCAUGUUUCCUUGUAGAUUAGCCGUAGUGUGUGUGUGUGUCGCAGAACUAAAGCCCCGCCCCCUGCCCCGCCCCCUUAAACACAACCUCGUCGCUAACUAGCAGAUGCUGAAUGGAGAAGAAUCCACCAUUUUGAAGCCGCGUCGGAGAUUUGAAAAAAGAAAGAAAGAGAGAGAGAGAGAGAGGUGAUGGGUCAGUGCAGCGCGGCGUCCGUCUGCAGAGCAUCGUCAUCACACUUAGUUACAGCCGCCAUCGCCCCCCGCCCGGCCUGCAGGCUGCAUAUCAACACGGUUCACCCGGAGGGGGGCGGAGUCUCCGGUGGGAGUGGAGGACGGUCCUCGCGGUGAAGACCUCGCUCGCCCCUCCUCCCCCUCCUCCUCCUCCCAAGUAUUUCUCUCUUUCCAACCAGUCGGUCUUUUUGUACUUUUUUACUCCCUCCGCUCACAUGGACGCCGUGCCGGUGCGUUCCUCAUGCAGAGGAGUUCAGUGGCGCCGUGAAGCCGUCGUGGAAACACCCCCGUGAGCCCACUGACACCCUCCACCCGGCGCACCACACACACACACACAGAACCGCAAUAACGACGCAGCAUCCCGGUCCAUCGCCAUGUCUCAGUGUGACUCUGUGAUCUGAACUUCUUUACGUGAACAUCGAUGUUUCUUUGUGACUCUUCCCGCUGUCCGGAUACCAAAUGUAAGGCAAGCGUGUCCACGGAUUCUUUUGUAGCAUGUAUUGUGUCCCUGGCGACAUGGCUGCACUACUCCCUGUGUUGUGAUUUAAUCUAAUAAAAUUAACUCUAUGGGU
Messenger RNA from Pseudoliparis swirei, 2207 nucleotides. It is a transcript of the gene vsnl1a, whose product is annotated as visinin-like 1a. The transcript has 4 exons. NCBI's taxonomy places the organism in Eukaryota, Metazoa, Chordata, Actinopteri, Perciformes, Liparidae. Bases 156 to 731 code for a protein of 191 amino acids. Gene Ontology annotation, molecular function: calcium ion binding. The record is from RefSeq and is a predicted model, not a curated record.